Molecule: messenger RNA, 778 nt
Organism: Papaver somniferum (opium poppy)
Lineage: Eukaryota; Viridiplantae; Streptophyta; Magnoliopsida; Ranunculales; Papaveraceae
Product: polygalacturonase inhibitor 1-like
Exons: 2
Molecular function (GO): protein binding
Source: RefSeq, a predicted model, not a curated record
GCACUUCAAAAAUAUCACUGGUUCAAUCCCACAAUCCAUCACAAAGUUAAAGCAUCUGGUAUUGCUGGAUCUCAGUGAUUUGAGUCUGUCAGGGCCGGUUCCCAACUUCCUUAACCAACUCACUCUUCUCGACAGACUCGUUCUCUCAGACAAUCAAUUCUCUGGUUCCGUUCCACCCAAUCUCUCAGACCUUAAAGAUAUUAGAAACAUUUAUCUCGACGGGAACAAACUCACCGGUUCAAUCCCGGAGUCUUAUGGGAAAUUCACUGGUACUGCACCUGCGCUUUACUUGGCUCGCAAUAAACUCACUGGUCCGAUUCCAAAAUCUUUUGGAGCUUUGGCAUAUCCCUAUAUUGACUUGUCAAGGAACAAACUUACAGGGGAUGCAUCCAUGCUUAUUAAACCCAACCAUGAUUUCACAACAUUCAUCGACCUGUCGAGGAACCAGUUUGAGUUUGAUCUAUCAAAGGUAAAGUUUCCAAAGAACUUAAAUUGGUUUGAUAUAUCACAUAACAAAAUAUUUGGUGCAAUCCCUGAUGAGAUUAAGAAUUUGGAAAGUUUGAAUCAGUUGAAGCUAGGUUACAACAGAGCUAGCUCAGAUUUAGAACAGAGUAAAGUUGAUUCUAGUUUCAGUGAGUCUUACAUUGCCACCUUCCUUGAUAGUAACCAGGGUUUUACACACAUGGUUCCUUUAGCUUCAGGAAAUGAAAGCAUACAAGUGUUUGAAACAGUUGCUUACACAUGUAAUAUGAUGUCAGACACAAUGAAAACUGAUUGA